UUUUCAGUGAUCUUGGGCCUGAUUUGCGGCAGCCAGUCGCGUGUUCCCAACCUUCGUCGGGUUGUUGGAUCCGGUCGCAGUGGAUUAGAUGUGGAUGUGGAUGAACCGAUUGGCCCUCAAAUUCUGAUCUAUUCACCUGGAGAUGCUAUGGCUAGAUCCGAUGACCAGGAGCCCACCUUUCAUGAGCCACAGAUCAGGGAGGAAGUAGCGGAACCCGAACUUGAUAAGGACAGUCGUAAAGUGCCCGACUACCUCUACUCGAACUCCAUUCCCAUGGUCAGCGAUCAGAAUGGGAAGUACGUGGUUCCCCAGGUGGCUGCCUAUCCCGUGGCCUAUGGUCCCCAAUUAAUCAACAACAAGAAUGGAAUCAUCCAAGGCCCAGGAAAUGCUCUUUCCUAUGUAGUAGUGCCACGUGUCCAAUUGGGUUUUAAUGUCCAAGGUCAGUCGGGUUUCAAUUGGCCUGGGCUCAACCUGCUGCCCACAAAUCUUGGUAGUGAAUCGGCCGCCGAGAAGGAGGAGCCUCUGCCACCCACUGCCUACAUUCCCAUUCCUGUGCCUGGUCCUCCGGGUCCACCCGGUCCACCAGGACCACCUGGACCACGUGGACUUGCUGGACCCGCUGGUCCCCGAGGACCUCGAGGUCCUGCCGGUGAAUCGGGAAGUAUUUCAGCUCAGAAGCCCCAGACCAUUUGGUACACCCAAACAGGCAGCAGUAACAAUAAGCCCCAGUACAACACACCCUUUUCCGGAGGUUAUCAAAGUUAAAUGAAUAAAUAAAUGUAUUAAAUCAAAUGACAGCCCGAAUAGUAUUUUUUAAUUAAGAGAAUCGAAAACCUGCAGACCGAGAAUAUAUUCGUGGGUAAAAAAUAUUGAGCACAAAACAAAUAACUAAGCUAAUUUGGAGUAAACAAUUUUUUUUUAGAAAAAAAACCUGAAUACAAAUUUGACCUAAAAGUCAUAACUUAAUUAUUCAUGAUUGACUUUCUUGAUAAAUAAAUACAAUUUUGUAUAGAUCUACUUCAUUUUAAAUGCUCUUAAUUCAUUAACCAUAAUAAAUAAGAUUAAUUCUUUGUCCCCUUUUUUGUUUAACAUAUUAGCCCACAGUUAUUAAAGUUAAAGUUAAGUAAGUAAUUAAUAAUUUUUACAGGAUGUGGUCUGCUAUCAUAUCUGUCGUUCGUGUGGUCUAAUCGCAUAUAUCCCAUUUUGUUUUACUUUAUUCUCCAUCAUGACAUCCUCUAAUCUCUGAUUACAGUAUAGGCGGCCAUAUAGUAUCCAUGUGGCUAGUACACUUGUACUUCGAAGAGCACGUCGCUGGUAUUAUCUGCUGUACUAUAUCUACGUAUCUAUUGUAACGAGUGUGUCAAACGUUGGCAAUGUGGUCAGGCCAUAAAAGGUCUAGCGGAAUGCUCGUGUUUGGUGUCAGUUUAUGGCACGCUAGCACACAUGCAGACGUAAGCACAAUGAUGAUUGUGUGUAAUUUACAUGGAUUUUAAUAUCACUUGGCACCACAUCUAGGGGUGGCAAAUAAAGCGUUCUUUUUUUUUUGUAUGUACGCUCGCCCGUUCGUUUAUAUUAUUUGUGUUUUUCUUUUUUGUGGCCCCAUUGACGGCACCUGAAACGAUUGCCAUCUCUGUUGCUCAUUUGGUAAAUGGUGCGAGGAACACCCACACCAGCUCAACCCAUUUGGUUGCCAUUUAGUUUUUAUUGUUCUUUAGUUGUCCUAUCCGAAAACCCACACAUUUGCUACAAUUGAUACGCAGCACGCAUUUGUUUCAAUUAAAUGAAAAUGUUUUAUACGUUUAGUGCUUGUCUCGUUCACAGCAGCUGCAGUUUACUGGGGACCCAAAAUGAUGGAUGUCUUUGCAGGAAGCUUCGUUCUCGUUCCAUUAAUAUUCCCGUCUCAUAACGUUCGCCAACUUUCUUAUCUGUAAAUUUCAAAUGAAACCCAGACAGAGCUAAUGUAAAGGCAGCAUGACAAACAAGAUUGUGGCUGAUGAAAAUGGAAAGAAAAAAAUUGCCAACACAUGUUUGGGUGAAAAUAUUGCAGUCAACAGAGUGGAAGCUGAAUAAUAUUUGAAUUAAAAUGUUUGUUUGUAACUUGGAGACUGGCUCAUGACUUGACAACACCUGACUGAUUAGUACGCUUUCUUGGGUCCACCUUCUCGUUUUCCAACGCACAUACAUCAAAAGGCGGACGACUCCAUGCUGAUUAAGUUAAAAUGUUAAUAAAUAUGAUUAUCGUGCUGUGCUCGUUGUUGUUGUUAUUGCUUGGCUUGUUGCCAUUAAAAUGAUUAUGGCGAUAAAUAAUAAAGUGUUGUCGAGGCGUUUUUGUGUGUCUCAGCAGGCGAAGAUUCAUGCCAAGAUAUGCAGUACUUUGAUGUGCCCCAAAAAUGUCUUCCAUUUUUGCGUAACAAGAGAAC
Molecule: messenger RNA, 2420 nt
Organism: Drosophila rhopaloa
Lineage: Eukaryota; Metazoa; Arthropoda; Insecta; Diptera; Drosophilidae
Product: collagen alpha-1(I) chain
Exons: 1
Source: RefSeq, a predicted model, not a curated record